Messenger RNA from Aspergillus udagawae, 774 nucleotides. RefSeq names its product trafficking protein particle complex subunit 5. Gene Ontology annotation, biological process: endoplasmic reticulum to Golgi vesicle-mediated transport. The coding region runs from base 1 to 774 and encodes 257 amino acids. The transcript is spliced from 2 exons. NCBI's taxonomy places the organism in Eukaryota, Fungi, Ascomycota, Eurotiomycetes, Eurotiales, Aspergillaceae. Gene Ontology annotation, cellular component: TRAPPIII protein complex; TRAPPII protein complex; TRAPPI protein complex. The record is from RefSeq and is a predicted model, not a curated record.
AUGUCACAAUCACACCCCGCCAGACACUCCUCGAUGCUGUCCGUCAGCACCAGUGGAACAACCAUAGCUGGCACCGCCGAGAGACAGCCACCCCCAAAGCAAGUGACGACAGUCGCGCAGCAAAGCCCCGGCCUGCGAAUCCCUUCGAACCGCAAGACGAUCUACGACAGACAUCUGAACCGCAGUCGAAAUGCGGAGCUCAGCCGGGCAAGCUUCGCCUUCCUGUUCGCGGAGAUGGUCACAUAUGCUCAGCGAAGAGUAACAGGGAUACAGGAUCUAGAGCGCAGGUUAAACGAACAGGGCUAUCCCCUCGGCCUCCGUCUCCUCGACCUCCUCUUCUACCGCUCCAUGUCCUCCACAUCGUCCGCGCUAUCAAGCUCCUCGACCUCUGCUUCCCCUCCUAAUCGACCUCUCCGCAUUCUUCCCCUGCUCCAUCUAAUCCAUGGGCCCCUCUGGCGCCUGCUCUUCCAACGCCCCGCAGACGCUCUCGAGCAUUCAGUGUCCCCCGAAACACCGAACGAGUACAUGAUUACAGAUAAUGACCCGCUGGUAAACACAUACAUUAGUGUUCCGAAGGAGAUGAGCAUGCUCAAUUGCGCUGCCUUUGUGGCGGGGAUCAUAGAGGGGGUUUGUGAUGGGUGUGGUUUCGAGGCCAAGGUUACGGCGCACAAUCAGCCUACGGAGAUGUGGCCCGGACGGACGAUCUUUCUGUUACGGUUCGGCGAGAGUGUCAUGGAGAGAGAGAAGGUGCUGGAAAGGGCAGGGGUGAAAUAA